Messenger RNA from Sclerotinia trifoliorum, 834 nucleotides. Lineage: Eukaryota; Fungi; Ascomycota; Leotiomycetes; Helotiales; Sclerotiniaceae. The record is from the annotation of a GenBank genome assembly.
AUCCAUCCAUCCAUUCAUCCAUCUCAUCUCAUAACAUCAGAUCAAUAAUCAACAUCAUCACCCCCCAAGAAUCUCAAAAUGCAGCUCCUUCAAACCAUCAUCAGCAUCGCUGCAUUCAGCACCCUCGCAUCCGCAACCCUCAAACCAGCCACCUCAAACACAAAGGGCUUCUACCCUAAAUCCCCAGCUUGCAAAGGUAAGACUCCCUUCUCCCUCCCCUAAUCUCCUUACUAACACACCCCCCCACAGCAAGCAAAGUAUCCUACGCCAUCCAAGCCGCCGAAUGCGCACACAACACCCGAGUCUCCGGCACACAAACCUUCGCCGUCUUCGAACAAGUCCACAAAUAUGACAGCGCUCACGGUGCUCCCUAUGGAACUUGUUCCGCAUAUACCUGUACCGCGCCUACAAAGUCCCAGUUGACGGCUGAGUCUGAUUACUGGGUGUUUUACUGGGGUAAUCAGGGUACUAGUUCUGGUGUGGGCUCGACUUGUAUUAAGAGUCCUGUGGAUGGUACUUGUGGGUGUGAGGAUUCAGGUGGCACGUUUGUCUACAAGGGGACUUCUUGUAAAUAGAGGGGUGGAGUUGGAGUUGAAGUUUGGAUGUGGAAGUGAGAAGUUGUGGGAUUGGUGAUUAGAUGAUGGAUGAGUAAGGUUUAAAUUGUAUAUAUCUUUUGAUUCAUUAGCAGUUAAUAGAUUCUUGCUGCUUACCUAUCUGACUCCUCUUUUUCUUUCCUUUUCGAUCUUCAUCAUUUGCAUCAAUAACCUUCUAUUUACUCUCCUGUGUUGUUUCCUUUAUAUUAAAUGGUGUGUGUCAAUCAAAGUUGAUGUCUCA